AUGCAUCCUACAUCAGUAAGCUUGGGCAAGGGCGCCCUUAAAUACGGUGGCAAGUCAGGUAUCUUGCCGAAAUUGAGGCCCAUUUUCAAGAACCCCAUCACACCUCCACCGGAGUAUGUGAAAAAGCAAGAGGCUAAACUAGAACAAGGUUAUGCUGAAGGAGUGCCUACCCCUAAAAUUAACGGUCGUCGUGUUGCCCGUCAGCCUGCCCCAAAGCAGAUCAUCCCAGUUGAGGAGGUUAUCAAGAGAAGAAUCGAGUUGAAGACUCCAGAUGUGGACCCCAGUAAGCUACAAGGCGAUGAGUUGUGGGCGUACAAGAGAGAUCAGAUCAGAAAAGAGCAUUUAAGGGAUGCGUAUUUGACUGAGGCGAGAAGACUCGAGAGGCUAGAAAAGCUCAAGGCAAGAAAGCACGAAUUGGAGGAGAAGCAUAAGGCCGAGGAUAAGGUGCACGAAGAUAGUGAGGCUACCAAGUUGACGUUACCCACGAUAGACUCGUAUCUCAAGGGACCAAUUAUGAGGCCCAGAACUCCAGAAGAGAAAGCCAUCAACGAAGAGCAAAGAGCGUUGAACAGAAGGUUACUGGAGUUGAAGAUCAAGGAACAGAAGGCCAACGAGUUGUUAGAGUUGUACCAUGCGUCCGCCAACUUCAUCACCACCGAAGAAGAGUUGGAGGAGGCUGUCAGAGAAGCAUUUGAGGUGAAGGUUGGUCAGUUCGAGAGCAACGAGAGAUUAGUGGAGGACAAGCUCUUCGGGUACAGCAAUGCAUACGCCAACUCGAAGAUCAACGAGAGAAUGAUCAAGGAUGCUGCAUUUGGUGAGAUUGAUGGCCAGCCCGGUCUUGAGACAGUAAAGGAUACAUUGAGCGGAGAGAACGAGAAGCUUCGGAGAGAUGCCCAAGCGGAGCUCAACAAGGAUGCGUGA
This is a messenger RNA of Candidozyma auris, 921 nucleotides long. RefSeq names its product mitochondrial 37S ribosomal protein PET123. Lineage: Eukaryota; Fungi; Ascomycota; Pichiomycetes; Serinales; Metschnikowiaceae. The record is from RefSeq and is a predicted model, not a curated record. The transcript has a single exon. Bases 1 to 921 code for a protein of 306 amino acids.